This is a messenger RNA of Helianthus annuus (common sunflower), 1269 nucleotides long. RefSeq lists its product as uncharacterized. NCBI's taxonomy places the organism in Eukaryota, Viridiplantae, Streptophyta, Magnoliopsida, Asterales, Asteraceae. The transcript has 2 exons. The coding region runs from base 1 to 1269 and encodes 422 amino acids. The record is from RefSeq and is a predicted model, not a curated record.
AUGACUGACAAAAGUGACAACACCAACACCAACACCUCCACACAAACUGCUCCCCUACAUCCUGUUUAUACCGUUACUGAUAUCACCAAGAAGGUUCGUGUCUUGGAUGGUACGACGGUCACGUACUCUGCGUGGGUGAAGCUCUUCAACCUUCAUGCUCGCGGAUACGAAGUUAUCGACCACAUCACCACAGAACCGCCGUCUAAAGAAGAUCCCACAUAUGCUCAAUGGAUGAAGAUUGAUGCUGUUGUAUUUCAGUGGAUAUACAGCACACUAUCCGCUGACUAUCUCCUUCGGGUCCUUGAAGAACCAUCUACGGCCCUCCAAGUUUGGAAUCGGGUCAAGAACAUCUUCCAUAACAACAAAGGUCCUCGCUGUGCCGCCCUUCAAUCUCGCUUUGUCAACCUGAAACUUAGUUCUGUGUCUUCGUUGGAAGCCUACUGCCAAACCCUUCGGGAUUUGGCAGCCCAGUUAGAUGAUGUGGGCAGCCCGGUUAAUGAGCAAACUUUAGUUCUGCAAGUGGUUCGGGGUCUGCCUCGGGAGUAUGACACUAUCGGUUCUAUCAUUAAUCGUGAACUUCCCUCCUGGAACGAGGCAUGUGAGAUGCUUCGUGGCGAUAUGGAACGACAGGCUGCUCGAGACGGAACUGGUCCCAAUUCGGAAGCACAUGCAGUCGUCGCCCCAACUCCCAGGCAUGAUGGUUCCCCUCGUGAUACUCAGCCCACUCGAAAUCAGAACUAUGACUCGAACCGUCCCACCCGGUUCAAUCAAAACCGCCGCAGUGGCCCACGCCGGGACAACCCAAACCGCAACCAAAACCUAACUAACGGCCCAAUUAAUUCUGGCCCAGCCCACUAUCGUUCAGGCACUUCCGGGUCUGGGUCCAGCAGUCGUGGCUCAUCUAAUCGGAACCCGCCAAGAAACUCGUGGAACCAGCAGUACUAUCCCAUGCCACCACCGUAUUGGGCCAACUCGUUCCGGGCCAAUCCACCACCCCCGUGCCCCUACCCAACCCAACCGGGCUGGGUCUCACCUUGGACCGCCCCACAGCAGCCACCGUCCACGGCACCGAACCAGUCUGCCCCUAAAGCACAUAUGACUGAUGUCAACCCCUUGGAACCUACUGAACUUGCAGAAGCCUUUAACACUGUGGCUUUGGAACCCAAAACUCCUAGUUGGUUCAUGGAUAUUGGAGCAUCAGACCACCUCACCCGAGACUCAGGAUUAUCCGAGUGGGACUAUCCUGAGUCGCCACGACAGUACCAGUAA